Effrenium voratum is the source of this 945-nucleotide messenger RNA. The record is from the annotation of a GenBank genome assembly. NCBI's taxonomy places the organism in Eukaryota, Dinophyceae, Suessiales, Symbiodiniaceae.
AUGGAGCAGUUGCCAGUACCGAGGACGAGGGCCUGCGCAGUGGACAAGGCGGCAGAACAGCUGCGCCACGGAAGCCGCGUAGUGAGAGACCUGCAGCGGCGUCUACAGAACUCCAUGGAGGCCUUCCGUGAGUCUCUGCGGGCCAAGUCGGCAGAGAUGCAGCAGCGGCAUGCGGAGAUGUGGCAGGACCGUCAGGGGGAGCUCCAAGGCUACGCUGAGGACUUCCAGCGGCGCCUGGAGGAGCUUAAGGCCUCGCAGCGACGUGAGGCGGACCAUGUACAGCAGUCCACCGAGCAGUCGGUACUCCAAAUGCGGCGCAUGCACGAAGCGGAGAUGAGCUCCUGGCAAAUGCAGGCACUGAAUCGGCGCUCUGAGCGAAUCCACCGCCUGGAGCACGAAUUCGCGGAGGAGCGACGCCUCAAAGAGCAGGCCGCCCAGAACGCAGAGCAUGAGCUGGCACAGGUUCAGAAAGAUCUGCUGGACUUCAAGGCUUCCUACCGGCUGGUGGAUCAACAGGUUGAUUCCCUGCGUGGCACCUUGGAAGAGAUGCGGCGGAGGGCGCAUCAGGCGCAGAAGGACGCGGACCAGGCCUUUGAGGAGGCCAACCAGGCGGAGGCCAACAUCGCCACACUGGCGCAGGACAUCGCCAUGCUGGAGGUGCGCCGAGGCUCUGAUUCCCCAACCGCCGUGCUGCCGCCCAAGCCGCCCAAGCCGAAGCCUCCGAGGGCGCCCGGCCUCACGGAGGAGCUCCGGGAGGCCAUUGCCAGCCACAAGCACCUGGAGGCGGAGCUGGCGCAACUAGAGGCCCAGCUUGGGGACUUGGAGGACGAGCUGGCAGAGAAGGACAAGACGGUGGAGAUCCUGGAGGUGGAGACAGAGGAGGAGCGGCUCAGAACCCACCGCCUGCAGGCCAGGAUUUUGCAGCUGGAGCAGGCGCUCAGCUGA